Fulvia fulva is the source of this 303-nucleotide messenger RNA. RefSeq lists its product as uncharacterized. The record is from RefSeq and is a predicted model, not a curated record. The transcript has 4 exons. NCBI's taxonomy places the organism in Eukaryota, Fungi, Ascomycota, Dothideomycetes, Mycosphaerellales, Mycosphaerellaceae. Bases 1 to 303 code for a protein of 100 amino acids.
AUGAUGAGCACGCGCCAGGGUUGUGGAGGUGGCGGUGGUGGCAGUGGCUACUCGGGCUACAGCGGCUACAGCGGCGGUGGCUACAGUGGAGGUGGCGGACACAGCGGCCACAAGCGCGAUAUCGCCUCGACCAACAUCGCCUCUUCCCUCGUCAAACGUGUCUUCGGCCUGACUACUCGACAGCAGGGCUGUAAUCAGGGCGCGAUGUGCACAAGCAAUGCAGACUGCGUCUCGGGCUUGUGCAACAACCCCAGCCCACAGUGUCAGGUUUAUGGUACUUGUGAUCCGUGUACUGGAAGUUAG